CUGAUCCUCGGGCGGGUUAUCAAGGAAAUGGUGACUAUGCAACAAGAGAAGGACAAACAUAGCGAGCAAAUAAGACUUGGUGUCAAGGCAUGCAUAGUUAUGAUUCCUCUGCUGGGAAUCUCGUGGUUAUUUGGUUUAUUGGCACCAUUACAUAAAGCUUUCGCCUACAUCUUCACGAUCCUCAACUCUACACAGGGUUUCUUGAUCUUUCUUCUUCACUGCGUGAGGAACAGCGAGGUAAGGGCUCGUUUGAAAAGAAGGAUUCAGGCCAUCUUCCCAGCUGUGGAUGAUGGGACUAGUACAAAACGAACAUCCGUUGUGCCCUCGGAAGUAAAUGAGGAUUCCACAGCCAUUGCUGCGCCCAGAAAAAUAAAGGUUCAGCCACUGAGUAACGGCGAAAAAACUAAAAAAGUUCCGAGCAAAACCUCUGUGUAGUUGUCAAUUUGUUACAUUGUACAUAACAACUAUAACUUCGUAGUGCGGCAUAUACAAGGAAAAUAUUGUAAGUUAGGAAUCCGGCAGCUAAUUAUUUAAUACAAUAUCAGAAUAGAACUCUUAAAGAAAAGCCACGAAAAAAAAAACCAAAACAAAAAAAAAACAAUAAUAGGGGAAGAAAGUCGUUAUCUCUAGUGACGAAAGUCCUAAUUUGUUUCAAGUUUUUUGAGCUGCUUAUGCCGAACCUUAAGUUGGCUUGUCAGUGCAUUGUCGGUGACCAGAGCCCCGUUUCUAUACAAGAAACUAUUGUACGUUUAGAUUUUGAUCUGCUAUUUGUAGAUGCAUAUGCAUUUUGAAUUUACUUCUGCUAACUGAUAAUUACCAAACGUAGAGCAUUUCGUGUUCUUAGAAUGUUUAUUUAAUUGAUGAAUCCAUGGUAUGACAUUUGCAUCUGCUUUCAAAAAGAUGGAAACGGCCAACAUAUAAAGCUAGUAAUAAAAGCUCUCCGUGGAGAUUGAGACCAUAUUGAUCUUAGCAUGUC
Pocillopora verrucosa is the source of this 976-nucleotide messenger RNA. The record is from RefSeq and is a predicted model, not a curated record. Lineage: Eukaryota; Metazoa; Cnidaria; Anthozoa; Scleractinia; Pocilloporidae.